AUGUCCUGGGAGACAAACAUUCUUGGCUCAGCCAUGAAUAACUGUGUGCUCCUGGAGGAACUGCUGAUCAAAAAAUCCCAGCAGAAGAGAAGGACUUCACCCUCCAACUUCAAAGUGCGCUUCUUUGUCUUAACCAAAUCCAAGCUGGCUUACUAUGAACAGCGCCACGGGAAAAAAAGGACUUUGAAGGGUUCUGUGGAACUUUCCAGGAUUAAAUGUGUGGAAAUUGUGAAAAGUGACAUCAUCAUUCCCUGUCAGUAUAAAUACCCUUUCCAGAUCGUCCACGAUAGCUACCUACUCUACGUGUUUGCUCCCAACCGUGAGAGCCGGCAGAGAUGGGUCUUCACGCUGAAGGAAGAAACUAGAAACAACAACAGUUUGGUUUCAAAGUGUCAUCCAGAUUUUUGGUUAGAUGGCAAGUGGAGAUGCUGUGCCCAGACAGAGAAGAUGGCAGUUGGCUGUGUGGAGUAUGAUCCCUCCAAAAAUGCCUCAAAGAAGCCUCUUCCUCCCACUCCUGAAGAUAACUGGGAAUUGUUUCUAUACCCCAAGGAUGCCUUGGUCAUAGCCAUAUAUGACUAUGAGGCCCAGAAUCCACAGGAGCUGACGUUACAGUAUAACGAGGAAUAUUAUGUGAUAGACAGCUCUGAGGAACACUGGUGGCUGAUUCAAGAUAAGAAUGGGCAUGAAGGUUACGUGCCAAGCAGCUACCUGGUGGAAAAAUCGCCCGAGAAUCUGCAAAUGUAUGAGUGGUACAACAAGAACAUCAGCAGGAGCAAAGCAGAAACUCUCCUCAGGGAUGAGGGUAGGGAAGGUGCCUUCAUGGUGAGAGAUUCGAGGCAGCCUGGCAUGUACACAGUCUCUGUUUUCACCAAAGCAUUAAGCACAGACAACAAUCCUGUUAUAAAGCAUUAUCACAUCAACGAGACAACUGACUUUCCCAAGCGGUAUUACUUGGCAGAAAAGCACGUGUUUGACUGCAUCCCUGACCUCAUCAACUACCACCAGCACAAUGCAGGAGGUCUCGUCACUCGGCUCAGGUAUGCGGUGUCUUCGUGGAGGAAAAAGGCCCCGAUCACCGCAGGGCUGAGCUAUGGAAAAUUGGUCAUUAACGCCUCUGAGCUCACCCGUGUGCAGGAGAUUGGCAGUGGUCAGUUUGGGGUGGUCUACCUUGGCUACUUGCUGGACAAGACGAAAGUAGCCAUAAAGACCAUCCGUGAGGGAGCAAUGUCUGAAGAGGAUUUCAUUGAGGAGGCUAAAGUCUUGAUGAAGCUGUCUCACCCCAAGCUAGUCCAGCUUUAUGGCGUGUGCUUUGAGAACACUCCCAUAUCCCUGGUGUUUGAGUUCAUGGAAAACGGCUGCUUGUCCGACUACCUCAGGAGCCAGCGGGGCACUUUUUCAAAGGAAACCCUGCUGGGGAUGUGCCAAGAUGUGUGUGAGGGAAUGACUUAUCUGGAACAAAACUCUGUCAUCCACAGAGACCUGGCUGCCAGGAACUGCCUGGUGGGGGAAUCCCAGGUGGUCAAAGUGUCCGACUUCGGGAUGUCGAGGAUUGUCCUUGAUGAUCAGUAUACCAGCUCCACAGGGACCAAGUUUCCAGUCAAGUGGUCUGCUCCAGAGGUUUUCUCCUACAGCAACUAUAGCACCAAGUCUGAUGUUUGGUCAUUUGGAGUGCUGAUGUGGGAGGUCUUCAGUGAAGGUAAAAUCCCCUAUGAGAAUCGCACCAAUGCAGAAGUGGUGGAAGAAAUCAAUGCAGGAUUUCGGCUCUACAAACCUAAGCUGGCCUCCAAGGCAAUUUAUGAUGUCAUGAGCCACUGCUGGAGGAUGAGGAAAGACGAGCGGCCACCCUUUUCUCUUCUGCUGUUUCAGCUGAGUGAAAUCUCUGAGUAUGAUCUGUAA
Molecule: messenger RNA, 1896 nt
Organism: Myiozetetes cayanensis
Lineage: Eukaryota; Metazoa; Chordata; Aves; Passeriformes; Tyrannidae
Gene: ITK
Product: IL2 inducible T cell kinase
Exons: 17
Coding region: 1-1896 (631 amino acids)
Biological process (GO): NK T cell differentiation; T cell receptor signaling pathway; intracellular signal transduction
Molecular function (GO): non-membrane spanning protein tyrosine kinase activity; protein binding; ATP binding
Source: RefSeq, a predicted model, not a curated record